Molecule: messenger RNA, 6476 nt
Organism: Solea senegalensis (Senegalese sole)
Lineage: Eukaryota; Metazoa; Chordata; Actinopteri; Pleuronectiformes; Soleidae
Product: neuropilin-1a-like
Exons: 19
Coding region: 642-3428 (928 amino acids)
Biological process (GO): angiogenesis; axon guidance; vascular endothelial growth factor signaling pathway
Cellular component (GO): membrane
Molecular function (GO): vascular endothelial growth factor receptor activity; semaphorin receptor activity
Source: RefSeq, a predicted model, not a curated record
UCAGUUUGCUCCAGCUCCUCAUAGCGGUCGGUCGCUCGCUGCUGGUUGCGCGCUCACACACACACACACGCAGUGGAGGCAGGAAUUUUUGGGGAGUGGAAAUUCCACUGUUACUUUCGCGGCUCGAGUCGUGUCGCUGGCAUUCAGCAGUCCGAGCAGACAGACACAGAGAGAGAGAGAGACAGAGAGACAGACAGAGCUGGAGGUCCGAUGUUCUCCGCGCUUGGUUUUUACUGAACACCGACCCACUCGUGAUUCUGUUCCUUCUCGACUUGGAAGUAACACCAUCAGCGGUGCUCUGCCCUCAGAAGUGAGAGGUUUGAUGAAGAAUCUUUGGCGCACAGCUGCCGCUAUUGGCGAGCGGAUUUCUCCCUUUUGACUCUCGCCUGUGUGUUCGGAUUAUUCUCUCUAUCGUUUGGUUUUCUCCGGGAGAUCGUUAACUUGCUCCCUGUCAGACGCAGCAGGGCUCCUGGUGCUGAAGCCCGCAGGAUGCUGGAAAACCUACAACCACCACAUCUCUACCUUUGAGACAAUCCCCUUCCCCUGUUUUUGGACCUAAAAUUGCUCUGGACGUUGUUGUCUUUUAAUUUAUCCUUUUUAAUUUUUUUUUUAUUUUCCGUGUUGAACACAAUCUGACAAGGAUGCUUUGUGGAUUUCUAUUGUUCCUUUUUAGCCAAGUCCUCUUGGUUGCUUCGUUGACACAGACUGAUAAAUGUGGGGGAAACAUAGAGAUAGACAUCGCGGACUACCUGACCUCCCCGGGCUAUCCCGGCGCCUACCCGCCCUCCCAGCAGUGCGUGUGGGUGAUAACUGCGCCAGAGCCUGGUCAGAAGAUCCUCAUCAACUUCAACCCACAUUUUGACCUGGAGGACAGAGACUGCAAGUACGACUACGUGGAGGUUUAUAACGGCGGGGACGAGCUUUCGCCCAUGCUGGGAAAGUUCUGCGGGAAGAUCGCGCCGUCGCCGAUCAUCUCCAGCGGCGGCCAACUGCUCAUCAAGUUUGUCUCCGACUACGAGACGCACGGAGCUGGAUUCUCUGUUCGCUACGAGGUCUUCAAGACAGGUCCAGAAUGCUCCAGAAACUUCACAGCUCCCCGGGGAGUCAUCAAGACGAUUCCCAGACAUAUCUACUACAGCAAGUUCAUGUUGGUAGACGUGUUCAGGGUCGGUCUCUUGGCUCGUGUACGAAGUUUCGAGCAGAUCGUGGGCCCCCACAUUGGCAGAUACUGUGGACAGACCUCACCGGGCCGCGUGAUCUCCUACACCGGCAUCCUGUCCAUGACCAUCACGACUGACAGCGCCAUCGCCAAAGAGGGAUUCUCCGCCAACUACACCAUCCGUGAGAGGAACCUCCCCCCGGGACACGAGGACGAGGAUUUCGCUUGUAUGGAGCCUCUGGGGAUGGAGUCAGGAGAAAUCUCUUCAGAUCAGAUCACUGCCUCCUCCCAGUACAACUCCAACUGGUCGCCCGAACGCUCGCGUCUCAACUACGCGGAGAACGGCUGGACGCCGUCGGACGACACCAUCAAGGAGUGGAUACAGGUGGACUUGGGUUUUCUCAGAUUCAUCACAGCCAUCGGGACGCAGGGAGCGAUCUCAAAAGAGACCAAGAAGCACUAUUUUGUUCGCUCGUUCAAGGUAGACCUGAGCUCCAACGGAGAGGACUGGGUCCCAGUGAAGGAGGGCCCCAAGCAGAAGAUCUUUCAGGGGAACCACAAUGCAAUGGACGAAGUUCACGCCCUCCUUCCCAAACAGUCUCUGGCUCGUUACGUCCGCAUCCGCCCCAUGACCUGGGAGCAAGGCAUCUGCAUGCGCUUCGAGGUCUAUGGCUGCAGAACGUCAGACUACCCGUGUUCAGGGAUGUUGGGGAUGGUGUCGGGUCAGAUCUCCGAUGCACAGAUCAGCGCCUCGUCUUACGCCGACCGGGGCUGGGUUGCUGAGAACGCUCGCCUAUUAACGGGGAGGUCAGGCUGGACCGGGCAGCAGACCAAGCAGCCUUUCAGAAACGAGUGGCUGCAGGUGGAUCUGGGCCAGGACAAGUUUGUGAGCGGUGUGUUGAUCCAGGGAGGGAAACACCGUGACAGGAACGUCUUCAUGAGGAAGUUUAAAGUGGGCUACAGUCUGUAUGGAGAGGACUGGACUUUCAUCAAAGAGGAAAACACCACCAGGCCAAAGGUUUUCUCCGGGAACCAGAACCACGACACUCCAGAGCUGAGGUCCAUGGUUCCGUUCAUCACGCGCUUUGUCAGGAUCUACCCAGAGCGAGCGACCUCCGAGGGCCUGGGCCUCCGACUGGAGCUUCUGGGAUGUGAACUGGAAGAAAUCACCACGACAGCUCCUCCCACCACACCCAUGGCCUCCACACUUCCCAUGACCACGUUUGGUGCCACCACCACAGCGCCCAUCACCGUGCCGGGCACCACCGGGACCACGGACUGUGACGGAGGACAAGAGCGCUGCGGCGGCGAGACGGACGCGCCCGACGACUACGACACAGCGACAGCAGGAGGCACGGCGGCGCCUGACCCAAUCCUGGACUUCAUGCCAGCCUACGUGUGGUUCGCCUGUAACUUUGAGUUCUCGUCGUUCUGCGGCUGGUCCAGAGAGACCGGCGCAGGAGCGGAGUGGCUCAUCCAGACCAAUGACGCCGCUUCUGUCCACAGAGGCCCCGCCCAUGACCACGCAGGCAGAAUGGGGAACUUCAUCUAUAUGCAGUUGCUGGACAGAGAGACACACGGUAAAAUGGGUGAAGGCGAGGAUGAAGAGGAGGAGGAGGAGGAGGAGGAGGAGAGAGUGGCCAGGCUGGCCAGUCUGCCCAUCACGGCAGCGGACGCCGACCUGUGCAUGUCCUUCUGGUAUCACAUGUUCGGCGAGCACGCGGGUUCCCUCCACAUCAAGCAGAGGAAGGAGACGGAGGCGGAGCAGAUGCUGUGGACACUCAGUGGACACAAGGACAAGCGCUGGAGGGAGGGACGGGUUCUACUGCCACACUCCAGUGUCUCAUAUCAGGUGGUGGUGGAAGGAGUUGCAGACAGACACAGCACAGGUCACAUAGCUGUGGACAACAUCCAGAUCUUGGAUGGGAUCAAUGCAGAUGAGUGCAAGGAUCCAGAAACUCCUACGUCUCCGCCAACUGAGAUCAUCAUCUUACCGAUGGACUCGCUGUCUCAGGAGACCAGCGAGCUUGGAGGACCGGGCAACAUGCUGAAGACCCUGGACCCCAUCCUCAUCACCAUCAUCGCCAUGUCCGCGCUGGGCGUCUUCCUGGGCGCCAUCUGUGGCGUGGUGCUGUACUGCGCCUGCUCUCAGGGCAGCAUGACGGACAGGAACUUAUCCGCCCUGGAAAACUAUAACUUUGAGCUGGUGGACGGCGUGAAGCUAAAGAAGGACAAGAUGAACGGACAGACUAACUAUUCAGAGGCGUGAGGCGAGACGAGAGGCGGAGCCGAGGUCACUCCGCGUGGACACAUGAUGCAGCCAAUCAAGCGGGGAGGAGCAACACGGGGGAGGCGCUGAUGCCACAGAUGGGACAGCAGGGUGGGCUGAACGUGAGCCGAUGUAAUUUUAUUUCUCAGGAGCGGCGGCGGUGGAAGGGACCGACCUGUAGGGGGCACUGUGUAUAAAGAAUCUGUACAGCAAAAAACAAACAAAAAACAAAACAUAGAGCAAGAAAACUAAGGAUUCUAUUUGUUUUUCGAUGUGCUUUGUUGAGUUCAUGUAACCACACGCUGGUGUUGAGACCAAUUCAGAUGAAAGUAUUGUUUGUGUACUUUUAUGGUUGUUUUUCUUGUCAUAAUUUCACAAAAAGAGCAGAAUGUGUGUAUGUGAGUGUGUGUGUGUACUUGUAUUUAUAUCUUUGUGAGGUCCAAACCUACAAUCCUAUUUUGUGGGGACAUUUUCUCUGGGCCCCACAACUUUAAAGUGCUUUUUUUUUAAGGGUUAAGACCUGGUUUAAGGGUUAGGAAAUGCAUUACAUCUAUGAAGUGUCCUCACUAAGAUAUGAAAACAAAGUGUGUGUGACUUGUGUCUAGUUCCAACAGUGCCUUUUUUCUUUUCUUUUUUUCCGUUGCCUUGUUUUCUUUUCGGCUGGUGUUCCGUCCAGGGUUCCUACACGAAAGGAACAUUGUACCUUUUUCUUUCCCAGAUUGCGAUCGCAACACGACAAACGUUUGUGUCGUCGGCUCACACGCGUCCACCUGACACAGACAGAAACUGUCAAAACGAAGCCGGGAGUCAAGUUUUGGAAGCUCAAAAAAACGAAAUCUGGGGAACGUGUAGGAGCCCUGAAUGCCUCGCUCUCACGGCACAUGACACAUCUAACAUAUUGUACAUAGGUUUUAAUAUAUUUGCGCCCCCCCCACCCUUUUUUUUUCUGAAUAGAAAAGACACCAGUGCCGCAGCAUCCUUUCUAUGUUGGAAUUAAAUUCAGAAAAAAUGUACAAAAAUAUAUAUAUAUAUAUAUAUUAAUUUCAACAAACAGAGACACAAUCAUGUGUUUCUUUUGACACGUUUUGGGGAAUUUUGUUCUGGGAACAAGAUUUUUUUAAACUGAGAGAAUGUUUUUGAGAUUACUGAGAAGUGCAUCAUGGGAAGUGUUGUUUCCUGUACAGGGUAAAAAAAAAAAGAAAAAAAAAGACAAUGUCAGAACCACUAAGAUGCAGAAAGCAUGUGGAAGAUGGAAGAUGUUUUCAGAGAGACUUUCUCCUCACGUCCAUCGUUUGCUGGGAGGUUGUGGAUUUGUUGUGACAGUGCUGUACUCUGUCAGUGUAUUUUGACUAUCAAUGAAUCUUUUAUUAGAGCCAAACGUAGGUUUUCUGAGUCGCCAGGUGAGUAGUGGCCUGGAGACGACACACACACACAGAAUCAAGUCGGCACCGUAUCUGAGCAGAGACCCAACAGACUCAAACUUUCUUUUUCCGUCUUUUUAAUGUUUAAAUCGUGCAAAAUAUAGAUUUCAAUCACAUGACUUGCGGUUAAAGCGCCCCAGUUUGUCUCAGUACUGUUCUGCUUCUGCAGAAUCAUCAUCUGGUUCAACUUCAAUCCACGUUUCACUCACCGCUCUUUACAUCAACUAUGAACUGAUAUUAGCUACUCAAGGGAUAUUUCUGUUUUGUUUGUUUUUAAAUGAGGGCGCGUGAGAUCCUUAUGCAUAGUCACUCCAGUCCAAUUUCACUCAGACUAAGACCAAAAAUCAGUUUUCUUAAUGUCACGUAAACACGUUAGUCGGACUAUCAUACCUGGAGAGGACAGGAGAAGAGAGACGUGGGAAAAAAAGCUCUGGAAAAUACUCAAAUUAUAGCUGAAACAUGUCGUUUUCACUCUCCAAACAGAUUUAAAUUUUUAAUAUACAGCCUGGUCAUUGACGAAGUGACUUCUGAUGGAUACAGUUUGAAGAUAAUGAUAGUAAUUUGACAUAUUCUUAAUUUGAUCCAUGUCCUAUUUAUUAUUACAACCUAUACUGCAGCCAGCCACUGGGGGGCGAUCUCACCACAGAUCAGUAUCCUCUGACAGCAGAAAUAAAAUCAAGUUAAAUCAAGUUAAACAAAGGGAAAUCUGGGUAUUUUUCCGUGAAUAUUCAUUUUAAAAAAGUGGAAAUAACUCGGCACAUGCUAAUGUUAUUGAUUUAUAAAGUUUCAGUCUAAGAAUGUCACUCUGGAACCGUUUAUGAUAGAGAUUUUUGGUCAGCUGUUAACAAUUCUCACUUUCCUUUUAAACGAGACUUUUACUUUGGUGGGUUUCCUGUUUUGUAUGUAAAGGAAACUCGGAUCGGUUUGAAUCAGACUCUGGUCUGGUUUUUAGGGAACCAUUAAACCAUUUCACAAAUCCACUGGGUCUUUAACCCCCCCAUGUUCAGACCAAGAAAGGAUUCUGCAGCACUCGACGUGAAAACAAAUGUUGCACUGAUAUAUAUUUAAAAAAAAGAAAAAAAAAAUCUACGUGUUUAUGAUGUUGAUUUAUGAAAAGAGACAAAGAUGGUAGAAGAAGACAGUGUUGUUGUUGCUUUCAGACGACAGUGUUGUGACUCUGAAACUCACAGAGAUGUUUUUCAUUCUGGAAAAAGCUUAUAUCGUCUCUUUGAAGUGUAUUUCACUUGGUAUAAUAUUUUACUUUUGUCUUUUUGUACCGUCACUGAUGUACGUUUGUUUUAUUGUUUUUUUUUCAUUCUUGUUUUGGAUUGUUUUGUUCCCCUUGUAUGACAAGAGAAAUGUUUUGUUUUCAGUACUGCUUCUGUAGUUUUGCUGUCUCAGAUCCAGUGAAAAAGAAAAAUUAAAAAAAAAUAAACAUAAAAACAAACACACACACACACUUAAACACACAAUGGGAAAACAGUGAGGCCUUAUGUGACUAAAAGUAUUGUUUGUACUUUGACUCUCUGGUCAGCACCCACACUCAUCCGUCCCGGUCGUCCCUCAGACUCUGAUCAUUGACUAUUACAUUCCAAAGAAUUGGAUCAAAUAAAUGUUUUAAGUAAAA